AUGCACGCUCUGGUCGACCCGACAAGCAUCCUCGGCGUGCUGCUGUUCCUCCGCGGUACCGUCAAUAGAUACUGGUUCAUCAACAAUCCUGGGGAACUCUCCGUGCAGACGAUGGCUCCUACACGCACAAUCCUCGUCGAUAUGCCCCCCACGCCGACUGUGCUUGAUACCGAAGGAUCACUUGGACCAUCGGUUCAUCUCACGUUAUUCAGCGUGCUAGCAAUGAUGUCGCUCGUCAGCGGCGCCAUUAUAAGCUUCAAGAAAACCCCCUCCUUUUCCUCAAUGAUCCCUCUCCUCAUCACCGUCUUCGUCGUCUUCUCCUCUGUCCUCGGCCUCAACGUCUCCGUCGUCCUCCACAUCGUCCUCGAGGCCCGGAACGAAAUAUCACUCGCGACCGACAUCUAUACAGAAUCGGUGUCGCUUCUCGUUAGCAUUCUAUCCACCAUGGGGCGUGUCGCUACUCUAUACGGUCAACAACUACUCCUGAAGGCCUUCUCGAACUCGGAGCUCGCCGCCGCCCACAAUGUGUAUCAACAUAUCGUCAACGACGUUGUUAAAUUCUCUCUACCUGCGGUCGAACGGGGUCGAGAGGGUAUGGAAGAGGUGUACAGGGUGCUUCCGUAUGCGCGUGUCGUCGCCCUGUUUACACUUCUCAUGGCUCUCAUCUUCUUCAUCUACAAUACUUGUCCCUGUCUCAUUCGUGCGGUCAUCAACACCACCACAAGACUCAUCCGCGGUCUUCCCCGAACCAUCUUCCUCCUCAGCAAGGUCAUCGUCAAGAGUGCCUUCUUCCUUUUCGAUAUCGUAGACAAGUUCUUCAUCCGCUCCGUGUUCCUAUGCCUGCGGAUAGUUCGCGUUGCAUUCAAGCUUACGGGAAAGCUCAUUCGACUCAUCUGGCAAUCCAUUCGUCAUUCUCGUACUCCUCAGGUGACACCGGACUCUGACGACUCCUGCUCACACUGCUUGCAUUGCAUGUGCCCGCGACCAAUCCCCGAGGAAGACUACGUCUGGGAUAUCGAGUUGCCUGACGACUCCGACCGUGUCUCGUUCAAAGAAAUCAUGCUGUUCCUUACGCUUUCCCUCUGGAUCGCCGGCUUUGCGUCAAACAAGACUCGUCCCAUCUCCGUUGCGGUCGUCUACGCACCUUCGACGGUGACUUCUCUCAUCUGGAGCAUCAAGGGUCUUAUCUUCAAAAUAUUCCUGCAUCUGCUGGCGAUGACCUACGAGACCAUCACAUCGCUUCAAUUCAUCCUCAUGGCAUCUGCCUACAUUGUCGUCAAGUCUCGUGUGCGACUUGCGAUCCCAGCUCGCAAGCUCGCAGGAUGGCUCUGGCUUGCGAUUUACUGUGCCUUCACAUAUGUCUUUGCUCGUCCGCAGGGUCAGCAAGCGCAACCUCCUGUUCGCAACGUGGAAUCUGUCAUGAAGACAACGCAACCAGUAUUUGUGCCUCCACCGACGUUUCGACGGGGUGGUGAGGAGAGGAAGCGACUGGCAGAGGAGAACAAGAAGAGGAAUGCCAUGAGGCGGGAACAGCGAUCGCACCGCGCAAGUGGUGCAAGGGGCUUCAAUAUGGGCAAUAGACGGCGGCACGGUGUCAACACUCAUAGGCGACGGACAUCUAUUCGACUAAUCGAACAUGGGAAGCGUUGGGACUCUUUCAGUGGUUAUAAUAGUUGGAUCUACUUACUCCGCGCACGAGCUUGGGAAAACCAGCAGACUGUCGUGGACUUCUGGCUGACCCAAGACAGUGAGGCCCACGGUCUGCAGCAGACCUUGGCAGAGUUACUUAAGACGAGAGAUCCAUGGGACAAGGAGGUCGAAUUUUCAAGAAAAAAUCUCAGGCGGCAGUACUUGCGCUUACUCUUCGCGCACCCGUAUGCUACCGAAUCUCGCGACGUCGACACCCACCUCUGGCGGGCGACGUCAUACCCGUUUAUCGCACGAUACAAGGAAGGCAUAACCUCACUCGACCGCACCAUCUACGGCCCACCACGCGAACAGCAACCGCGGCAGCAGGGCGGGCAGCAGCGCGUCGUAGAGUACCGCAAGCUGUUGCAGCGUUUCCGCCAGUUCCUUUCUGAAGAGGAAAAGUUUUGGGUUCAGCUCAUCACCCGUAUCCGCCGCGUGUUCGCGCUGGACGAUGCGCAGCGCGCGCUCACGGCGCUCAGCAUCGUCCCGGAUGACACCUCGGCCACGGCCACGACUGCAGAGGGCCCGACACCCCGGCGCAAUCAACACCAGUUCCCCCCAGAAUCUAAUGGUGUGCUAGCUGCGGCAGUGACGGCGAGCUCGACGCAGCGGCAAAACAAGAUGACGGCGCUUGGGAAGGCGCUGGUGCGACUGGGCGAUAUCGAGCGCUACAAGGAACAGUACAACGAGGCAGGUGGGCGGCCCCGCGCAGGCCAUGAGGACGGGCCCCCAGCCGUCCCGCAAAACCGGGGCCGGAGUAGGAGAGGCGGGUCUGCUGGGGCUGGAGCGGCACCCGCGGUGGUCAUGCCUCGGAUGCGCAACUAUGAGAAGGCGGAGCAGUGCUACCGACAGGCACGCUUGUUGAUGCCGCAUGAUGGUAACUCGUCCCACGGGCUCGCCAUCCUCGCGUUGUACAAGAAGGACAAGUUUGAUGCGCUGGUGCAGUACUAUCGUGCUCUGUGCGUGCGCGCUCCAUACGAGGCGGCAGCGGAGAACAUGCAAAUGACUCUGAACAAAGCGCUGGAAACGUGGAAGGGCAGGCAGAAGGAGAGGGUGCAUGAAGAGGUCAAAGCGAGCGCGAGCGCGGAGCCUCCCCGUGUACGGGUGGCUGCCUUCGAAGAAAAGUUGGUGGCCCUGCAUGCUCUCUUCCAGACGCAGUGCCGGCGAGAUGAUCCAGCGUCGUCCUUGCAUGUUGUCUCACAGCAAGUGACGGAUGACUUCAAGGGCCUAGUUUCCGACCGUGUCCUUCCCGCUGAGAUGAUCUCAAAGGUAAUCAUCAUGGCGCAAGGUGCACUUUGGCGAUACCGGUCUACCCGGCAGUCCUCCAGCUCGUCCCACCGCAGGUCCUCCGCGACGUCUAUCACCUCUACAGAAUCCCACAUUGCUACCCAUCUCCUUGCGACGCACCGCGCGCUGCUCGAAGUCGGCGUAGCGCAGCUUGCUGAAGCGCCAGAAGAUCCCAGUAACCAAGAUCUUGCUCAGAAAAUCACUGCAGAGUUACGGCGCACUCUCCCUGCGUUGCGGCUGGCAAGCAAAUGGUCCUUAGGGACAGCCCCUGGCGAACAUGCCAAUGGGCACACCAACACGAGAAGCAGGGACAGAAGGGACAGAGGCAGGCGAUCGACAGGGCCCGGCGCUCCAGACGUGGGCGUACGAGAAUUCUGGAACGCAUUCAUGCAGUUUUCUAGUGCGCUCUCGCGUACCUUCCCACUUGUCAGGCUGCCGCCGAUGGCUGUACCUUUCGAGGAAGAUGUCGAGCUCGGCGGAUUCCAGCCCCUGAAGACAUUUGUAUCGAGUGGCGGGCGAUCUGGAAAUGGAAGCAAGGCCCCAAGCGUCAAUAGCGAAGUUCUCCCUGAACAAGUACAUCCCAACGAGGAGCAGUUGAUGAGGAUAAGGGAUCUGCUCAUGGAUGCUCAGGCAUUAGCGGCAGCAGAGGAAACACCUUUCGUACUGGACGAUGGACGAUUCGAGCCGGCAGCUGGGCAACCUGAAUCAAAACCUGUCGUGCAGCACGUCAUUGAUACGACACUAUCACAGCCAGCCAGGACGAAUGGCGAAGCCCUCGGGGCGCUAACGUUACAGCGCGAUUCAGUGCAGGAACCUCCGGUCGCCGAGAGCGACGAUGAUAGCAUGGCGGAAACUUCGCGUACAGAUGAUGAUCCCGUUGGGGAUGCGUUUCGCGAAGCGCUCAAUGGGUCUGAUGGUGAGGACGAAGAUGACCAGGACGAAAUCGUCUGGAAUCUUGGGACCCCAACCAUCCCUACGAAGGCUCUGGUAACGACAGCGGAAGAUUUACUGAAGGGUCUGCAGCGCGUUGGCGGACACACACGGAUGCCAUCCGCUCCUCAAUCGCAAUUGCUCUUCGGUUCUGGAGCGUCCGGCACCUCACCGUCGAUCUGGUCGACAGCUCUGGACGGCAAUGCCUUGAAGUUUCAGGGAGCGGCCGCGGGGACAACGGUGUCUCAACUCUAUCCAUUGCAACAGCCAAACACACUUUCGCAAUCGCCUUUCACAUCGCCUCGAUCGCAAAGCAAUGGGCCCGACGUAGCAUUACCUGUGAUACCGGCUCAGCAGCCGGCCACUUUUCCCAGCCCCGCGCACCAAAGAGUACCUUCCUUGUCCCAGGGGCUACCGAGCCUGAACUCGAGCCAGCCAUUUGGCUUCUCUGGCUCAUACAGCUCGCAAACGUAUCCAUCAGGGGCCGCAUAUAGCACGGGUGUUCCUUCUGCCUAUGCUGAUCCUGUGUAUCCACCUGCUUCUGUGGCAGGCUUCCGUCAGCAAUAUCCGCCUGGCUAUCCCAUGCGACCUAUUAAUCAUACACGUAUCCCGAGCGUUGGCCAGCAUACACAUCGCUACGGAGUGGGCGGCAGGAGAGAUAGUACGAAAUCAGACGCACCGUCUAUUUAUGGACCCACUCUCUUAACUCGCCCGCUCGAAGGCGGGAUCUCCAUCAUGUCUGGCCCAACCUCCUUCGUUGAGGUAUAG
Postia placenta MAD-698-R-SB12 is the source of this 4674-nucleotide messenger RNA. RefSeq lists its product as hypothetical. The record is from RefSeq and is a predicted model, not a curated record. Gene Ontology annotation, biological process: nuclear-transcribed mRNA catabolic process, nonsense-mediated decay. NCBI's taxonomy places the organism in Eukaryota, Fungi, Basidiomycota, Agaricomycetes, Polyporales, Adustoporiaceae. The coding region runs from base 1 to 4674 and encodes 1557 amino acids. Gene Ontology annotation, molecular function: protein binding; telomerase RNA binding; telomeric repeat DNA binding. The transcript is spliced from 12 exons. Gene Ontology annotation, cellular component: telomerase holoenzyme complex.